Diospyros lotus (date-plum) is the source of this 873-nucleotide messenger RNA. RefSeq lists its product as uncharacterized. Gene Ontology annotation, biological process: protein ubiquitination; positive regulation of protein catabolic process. The transcript is spliced from 6 exons. The coding region runs from base 73 to 690 and encodes 205 amino acids. Gene Ontology annotation, molecular function: protein binding. Lineage: Eukaryota; Viridiplantae; Streptophyta; Magnoliopsida; Ericales; Ebenaceae. The record is from RefSeq and is a predicted model, not a curated record.
ACAAAACCUUCACGCCGACGUCUCCCUUUUCUGCUUCACUUUAGGGCCGUUAGAGAGAGGGAGAGAGAGAGAAUGGCGGUGCCGGGGAGGCGCAACGGUUUGAUGGACGAAGAUGAAGACGACAUCUUCGAGGAAAACGAUGGAGCUCUGAUCCAGCUUGAACCCGACUCCGACACCCCUCCCCAUCUCCGUGAUCUCGCCGCAGCCGCUGAGCGCGGAGACCUAGACGCCCUCCGCCGCGCUCUUGAUAACUUGAAUGGCAGCGUAGAUGAACCGGUAGAAGAUGGUGACACUGCUCUUCAUCUUACAUGCCUCUAUGGUCAUUUGCCAUGCGUCCAGCUGUUGUUGGAAAGAGGAGCUAACUUGGAGGCUAAGGAUGAAGAUGGGGCAAUUCCUCUGCAUGAUGCUUGUGCUGGAGGUUUUACAGAGAUCAUUGAACUUCUGAUCAACAGUGCCAACAACCCAGAGAGAGUGAAGAGAAUGCUAGAUUCAGUUGAGGUUGAAGGUGAUACACCUCUUCAUCAUGCCGCAAGAGGUGAACACAUUGAUGUUAUCAGAUUGUUACUGGCUGCUGGUGCUGAUCCUACAAAGACGAAUAUUUAUGGGAAGGCCCCAAGUGAGCUAGCUGAUCCAGACACAGAAGCUAGGCGAAUUUUAGAAGAUGCUGUCAAUUCUAUAUUAUGGCAGUGACUCCUGAUAGAUGAUUGCUGAAGAUACUAAAUUUUGUUUUUAGUUUUGGGCAAUGUUUUUGUUCACCUUGCUUCCAAAGGUACUUAUAACUUAAUAGAUAAUUAUUGUCUGUUAGCAGCCUCUACACAUUGUAAAUAAAAAGAAAAGGGUGGAAGCAGAUUCCAUGCAUAGGGUUCUUUCUCA